Messenger RNA from Acaulospora colombiana, 711 nucleotides. The record is from the annotation of a GenBank genome assembly. Lineage: Eukaryota; Fungi; Glomeromycota; Glomeromycetes; Diversisporales; Acaulosporaceae.
AUGGUCAACAUUGAUUUGACCGUCGUGCAACGAUCGACAAUUAUAGAACCGAGCAAACGCACUAUCACAAAAAUUAUUUCAAAGAGAAAUACUGAAAUCAUGUAUCGAAUAUUAAAUUAUUUACUGAUACUCGUCGCGGCCGUUACUUUGGCCUAUGGAUACCCAUCGCCAUCAGACCCCUACGGAAGUACAGUAUGGACUAGCGGUCAACAGGUCACCAUAGAUUGGUCUGACGUCGGUAGUCCACCGACUUCUUCAUUUAAGGGAAUAUGUGUUAAACUAAUGACCGGUCCCGAUAUUGGACAAAUAUAUCUCAUGACCCUUGCACCUAAUCUUAGCGACUCUACCACCUCACUGACGAUCACAGUACCCUCGCCCAAAAGCCUCGGAUAUCCUCCAGGCCACAUUUAUUUCAUCAUGUUCUCCGAUGCUGCAAAUCCCGAUCAAGGUAUUAGUUGGAGUACGAGAUUUAGCAUCGUAGACAGUGACAGCCAAUCUACUGUCAGCUACGAUCCAAAAUCACCCUGGACCAUUUCACUAGUAGUAACUGCAUUUGUUACAAGUUCCACAGCCACCGACACCAGCACCAAUUCUCCUACGCAAAAUGUAGUUUCAGGACAAAAUACAUCUGGUUCAGUAAUGAGUGCUGGUGUGUGGAACGUUGGUAUUAUAACUUUGACCGCAUGUGUUGCGUUUGCAUUCGUUAUAUAG